This is a messenger RNA of Triplophysa rosa, 3434 nucleotides long. RefSeq names its product adaptor related protein complex 1 associated regulatory protein (gene ap1ar). Bases 230 to 1129 code for a protein of 299 amino acids. The record is from RefSeq and is a predicted model, not a curated record. The transcript has 10 exons. Gene Ontology annotation, biological process: regulation of Arp2/3 complex-mediated actin nucleation; negative regulation of cell motility; negative regulation of substrate adhesion-dependent cell spreading. NCBI's taxonomy places the organism in Eukaryota, Metazoa, Chordata, Actinopteri, Cypriniformes, Nemacheilidae. Gene Ontology annotation, molecular function: AP-1 adaptor complex binding.
CAAUAGACGUUUACAGGCCGUGGACGCGAGGAUGUGUGAUGAAUGAUGCGGUCGCGCGAGUCAAGCGUGCGCAGGUGAUUUACCUGCGCGAACCGGCCAGCGGACCAUGCAGAAGAAAGUCUUUACUACUACAGAAGUGUGUCAAGAAGCGAGUUCUGAAUCAGGGAUGUAAGAGGAGCUGACACACACACACACACACACACACACACACACCUGAUCCGGGUAUGCCAUGGGGAACUGCUGGGCUCAAUGUUUCGGGCUCUUCAGAAGGGAAGCAAACCGGAUCCAAAGAGGAGGAGGGUCAAAGUACUUCAAAAGUAGCACAGCUGGGGAACACUAUACAAUAGAGUUUGAGAAUCUUGUGGAGAGCGAUGAGGGGGAGAGUUCUCAAAGCGGCCCCAGACCCAUCAUUGAGGAGGAGAUGGGACACUUGAAGGAGCAUCGCUACACUGCCAUCUCAGACGCACAGGCGCUGAUCGACGAGAAGCUGAACGCAGAGUUAGUGGCAGAAGAGGAGAAGUUAAGGCUAGAAGAGGAGGCAUUAUUUGCCGCCCAGCGCGAGGCAGCGCGGCUCGCUAUGGAACGAAAGCUAAAGGAGGGGAAGCCGCAGUCAAAGAGGAUCAAACUCCGGACAGAAGCGCAGAGCAAUGAUGCUCGACACAAGCCCAAAGAGUCAGACGAAGAGUUUGAUGUGUUCUAUCUGCGGAAUGUGAAAGCUCAGUCUGAUGCUUACCGCUCCAACAGACUCAGUUCUGAAACGAACGCAGUGACCCCGAACACCGAGAGCAGCUGGGACUUCACCAGUAAAACUGAUGCCACCUCACUGGAUCUGGAGUGGGAGGAUGAGGAGGGAAUGAACAGGAUGGGUCACGCAUGGGAGCGCUCCAAAACAGAGGAGGACAUUUUACGGGCGGCUCUUCAUCCAGGUGGGAAACAGUUGGGCAGCGGACCCACCUCCACCUCAGAAGACUCCAACGCUCUGGAAUGGGAGAACGAUUUUGUGAGCGCUCAUGUCGAGGACGGUGGUGACCGUGGCGAUGAGGACUUUGAGGGGUUUGUUAAUCCAGUUCUGGACACGCCCACUGAGGAGGCGGAGCAUAAAGACAGCUCUGAGCAUCAGGAUAGAUAGUCCAUAUAGGGCUUUCAGUGUGAUGUCACAGCAGACCCGUCAGACAAUACAGAACUUAUUUAUAUCGCAGCAUCAUUGUGAUGAUUCUGACAGAAAAAUACAAGGAACAAAAACAACUACAGAAGCGAUUGAAUGUGUGCUUCAUCAUUGGAUGAAUCUCACGUGAACACAUCAGGGUUACUUUUUAUUUGCUCCUAGUUUUUUGAGAACCAUUAAGAUUCUUUGCAUCUUGACAUAAAUAUUUUCAUGAUAGUCGAGCAUGUUUUCCUACCAAAUUUAAUUACUGCCAACAUUAAAAAUGUUUUGUCAUUUCUAAUCUUCUCGAUGGGGCUUUAUUAUAAUAAAACAAGUGUACCGUUUACAAAACCGUAAACCGGUGACUUUCAAAACAUACAUUAUUGUGGCUUUAAAUCAUAAACUAAAGUAUGUACAGUGUAUGACAAGUUAAAGAUUUAAAUAAUUUCUCCACAUUAAAGUAGAUUUUUCUUGUAUUACAGUGAUUGUUAUGAAAAUUACAAUUAAACUUUUGUCACAAAUCAGAACAGCACAUUCCUCUUUAUGGUUCUUAAGACUUUUUAUCUUAAAACGAAAUAUAAUUUCAUCAGUCUUGAGGAUUUUUGUUUUUAAAUGCAUCCGUAAUUUAUUUUCGCUGAUUUAUAUCUAUGUUGGCUGAACGUUGAAAUUAAUAUCAGAAUUGGAAAAAUGGACUUAAUACUUCAAAAGUUGACAGAACUGAAUGAAGUGCAGUCGUAGAAGACGUGUUUGGUUUGAUGAAAGCAUCGUUCAUUUGAGCCAUUGUUGUUUUCUGUCAUUUCUAUGAAACAAUGAUGACAGUGUUUUGCAUGUAACGCAGAUCUUAACUGUGAGGGUCAUGAAACAUCCGCUGGGGUCUGAAGUAUGCAGGACACACACUGUUAGAAAGGGAGGAAAUGAAAACACUUGUUGCCUCAAUGGAGAGGUGGAUUUGAGAAUAUUAACAUUCCACAAGUGCUUUUAACAUUUGCUGUGUUUUUGUGGCUCACAGCUCCAGAUCCACUAAUGUUGUCUAUCGGUUAUUCACAACUUGGAUGAAAUGGAGAGAAAAGAGAGAGAAAACUUGAAUGUAAUGUAAUCCUGGAGACACUGCCAGACAUUGAAUGAAUUUUGCUGUAGAUGAUGAUUAUUAAUACAAAUAAUGUGAUCCUCUAUACAGGAUGACAUCUGUAUUUAAUUCAUCACACUUCACCCCAGAAUGUAAAUGAACUAGAGAUUGUAUAUGAAGUCCGUUUUAGGAUCAUAAUGAUAUUUUGUGUAUUGAAUGUUUCUGAAAUUUCAAUGAGAUUUUGGUACAUUCUGACUUGUCAUGAAAACAUAGUUAAAUGCUUAAAAUCUCAACAGUCCUAAAAUAUUAUGCAAUUAUUUUGCCCCGUUUGGAUUUUGGGGUGAAUUGUGACUUUUUUGACACAUCUGUCGCUGGAUAAAUAAACAAGGCACUAAAUUGUUAACGUCAGAUGUAUUGAGAGUACAUUUGGUACUUAAUAUUCAAGGGCGUCUUGGGUCAACCCCAAAAGAUAAUUCAUCUGAAAUAUCACUAAAGCUUUAAAUGUGUUUGAAUGAAUGCUGAUGUGUAUGUGAAGGAUUGAUAAUGAACACUAAAGGCCUUUAAGAGCUCAGGCUUCACUCUUAUGUGUUCUAGUCCAGGGGUUUUCAAACUGGGGUCAGGGGGCCCCAGGGGCCUCCAGAAGGAUGCAAGGGGUCCCCCAGAAAUUUUCUAGGAAAAAAGAUUAGGCAAAAAUGAUCAAAGUCCACAGUGUUUAUCUGCGUUUUUUGCUAUGGAUAGUUUCCAGAAUUGUUUAUAUUUGAAUCUUUCUAGUGAGUUUUUCUCACUAUAGUUUCUUUUUUCGGACUCAAAGUGAAAUUGUUGCUGACUAUUUAGGUUUAGAAACAAUAUGUUGUCUUUAUAAUAUUCUGUUUACUGUUUAUUCUACAAAUUUUUAAGCGUUUCUUUACACAGAAAAAAACAUAGAUUGAUAUAUAUUUUAGAAAAGGGGGUGCCUUACAAAAGGUUAAUCAUAUUUGGGGGUCCUUGCCAUCAUAAAGUUUGAAAACCCCUGUUCUAGUCGAUAAUGCUGUGAACAAAAAUGUCACUACAACCAAAAGAUGUGUGUGGAGUACAAUCAUGUUCUUUUCUGAUUCUCUCAACAUGUCACCUGAACGUGAUCACGCCAGUGUUUCAUUUCUUUACCUUGAUUUUGAAGCUCCUGUUGUUUGAAGGGUUUGGGAGCAGGUGUAUAAAGAUGUGAAUAAACAUUGAACUGAUGGAAGA